Toxotes jaculatrix (banded archerfish) is the source of this 2269-nucleotide messenger RNA. Its product is annotated as carbohydrate sulfotransferase 15-like. Gene Ontology annotation, molecular function: N-acetylgalactosamine 4-sulfate 6-O-sulfotransferase activity. The record is from RefSeq and is a predicted model, not a curated record. The coding region runs from base 428 to 2038 and encodes 536 amino acids. NCBI's taxonomy places the organism in Eukaryota, Metazoa, Chordata, Actinopteri, Toxotidae. Gene Ontology annotation, biological process: hexose biosynthetic process. The transcript has 8 exons.
UUCAGUCAAAUGGAGACUCCGGAAAGUCUCGCACAUCCGCGACGAAACGCGGGCGGCGUUUGUUAAAAAAUGAACGAUGUUCACGCUGAGGAUAUGUUCACUCAUCACUGAGUUCACUUGACGCCUCGCGCAGACACCUGUCAGGUCGUUUUGAUCACCUUAACUGGCGGCCGGCAUGGCUCGUGAGCGGCUACACGAGAGACGCCCGGAUUGAAACGACUCAACUCCAGCGAGGCCGUGCUGAAGACUGGAGAGUGUGUAAGAAAUGAAGACAAAUAAUGACCUGCAGAUUAAAAACUAUGAUGAAUGGACACACCAGGACACAUAACCUCCUGUAGGUGAAGCCUGAACUUUUUUUUUUUUUUUUGAGAGAGAGAAUAAUUUCCCAGCUCCUCUUUCUACAUGCCUGCUCUGACUCUAUGUCAGUAUGUCACUAUCAGACUGCAAAUAUGAGAACAACACCCAAAGGGACCACAGUUGCAGCCUCCAUGGCCUGCCGAUGCCUGAGAGCUAUGAGCAAAGGCCUGUCAGGACGUUUUUUCAUUUCAGGCCCUCAAAUGCCCCUGAAAAUCUGGAUGUCAAGUGGGUUCCCCUGUUGCCGCUGGCUAACCUGCGGAGCAUCUCCAAAGUCAGACUGGUCAGUUUCCUCCUGGGGUUGACAAUGACGUUUCUCGUCAUGGCUUCUUACAUCCUGUCGUGGGACAAGAAAAGUCUUUUGUUCACCCCCGCACCCUAUCAGCUCAGACCUGUGGUCGUCUCAACAAGCACAGCAGCAGCUGAAGUUUCCUCAGAAAAGAAUUUAAUGGACAUGAAACUGCUGGCGAAGAUCAUUGGCUCCAAACUGGAAUACACACCCAGGAAGGUGCCUGACGAAAAGGACGUCGUUGAAACUGACUCCCAUUUGUUUUCUGUAAUUCCUCGCCAUUUCCUGCCCAGCAUCAAGAGCCCUUGCUGGUAUGAGGAGUUCUCCGGUGAACUCAACACUGAUCCGUACAAGAGGAACCUCUUUACUCUGCGCUCAAAGAGCUUCAAGACUGUGUGUGACCACCUGAGGACCGACUUCCACCAGCAUUUAUACCACAGAGAUGGCAAGCAGUUUCGCCUGCGCUGCUUGCCGUACUUCUACAUUAUCGGCCAACCAAAGUGUGGCACAACAGACUUGUUUCACAGAUUGCUGCUGCACCCAGAGGUCAAGUUCAACACCAUGAAGGAGCCACACUGGUGGACCAGGAAACGCUUUGGUUAUAUCCGUUUCAAAGAUGGCUUCCAGGAAAGUUUUCCUGUUGAAGACUACCUGGAUCUGUUUGACUUGGCAGCCCACAACAUCCAAGCAAGAAUCAGUGGAAAUUCAUCUGGAGACCACAGCCAACUCCAGCUCAUUACAGGUGAAGCCAGUGCAUCCACUAUGUGGGACAACCAAGCCUGGAGCUACCUCCACGAUGGCAGGGAGGAUACAGGGCCCCCGUUCCUGGCCCAGGAUUUCAUCCAUGCCAUCCAGCCUAGUGCAAAAAUCAUCAUCAUGCUUAGAGAUCCAGUAGAGAGGCUUUACUCUGACUACCUGUAUUUUAAGAUGGCCAACAAGUCAGCAGAGGACUUCCAUGUGAAGGUCGUAGAGUCUGUGCAGCUGUUUCAGUCUUGCCUGUCUGAGAGUUCACUUCGUUCUUGCGCCUACAACACCAGCCUCUCCAACGCCAUGCCGGUGAGGCUAAAUUUGGGGAUGUACAUCGUCUUCUUACUGGACUGGCUGACAGUUUUCCAUAGGGAGCAGAUUCUAGUUCUGCGACUAGAAGACUAUGCAGCCAACCUCAAAGUGACAAUAAAGAAAGUCUUUGAUUUUCUGAGUCUAGGCCCUCUGUCGGAGAAGGUGGAGGCAGCACUGACCAAACGGCCCAUGUCUAACACCCGGCGGGUGGCAGACAGGAACCUGGGUCCUAUGCUUCCAGCCACCAGAAACCUCCUCAGGGAAUUUCACCAGCCCUUCAACUGUAAACUUGCCAGUAUGCUGGACAACAAGGCCUUUCUCUGGAGCAACACCUGAAAGGGACAUGAGCACGGACAAAAUGUGGAUGGAUGCGAAUUAACGACCAGAACCAGAAGCUAAAGUAGGAGUACCUUUUGAAAUGAGUUUGAAGUAUAAGAACUAGUUGUACUGUAUAUGGAAUUAUAUGAGGUGUAUGGGCUUUGUUUGUGAUAUUUAUUUGCUUUUGAAAGAAUGUGAGCAGCUCAUCAAAUCAAGAUGAUAAUAAAAGAAUCUGACUUUGUGUUUCAA